AUGCAUUUUACAACGCUGUUGAGCUUAUUUGUUGUCCUCUGCUUGACCCUGGUUGCUGGUCAGGAACGUGACUGCGAUGAAUUGGCCCGCCGGUGUGAGUCCUGCGUGAGGCGUCUUAAUAACUCGAUUGAUCGGGAAUUGCCCCUUUUGAAUAAGGAAUGUAGGGAAAGGACUCAAAGGCGCUGGCGCUGGAGGGACAUUGGACGUUGUGAGCUCACCAAAUUGAACUGUUUGGGAUGGGAACGACGCAUGACCUGUGCCGACAUUGCUGAAUUGGCUGGCAUGGAGCGUAGAAGGGACUGA
Drosophila eugracilis is the source of this 303-nucleotide messenger RNA. RefSeq lists its product as uncharacterized. The transcript has 3 exons. NCBI's taxonomy places the organism in Eukaryota, Metazoa, Arthropoda, Insecta, Diptera, Drosophilidae. The coding region runs from base 1 to 303 and encodes 100 amino acids. The record is from RefSeq and is a predicted model, not a curated record.